Messenger RNA from Selaginella moellendorffii, 1413 nucleotides. RefSeq lists its product as uncharacterized. Gene Ontology annotation, biological process: oxygen transport. The coding region runs from base 4 to 1320 and encodes 438 amino acids. Lineage: Eukaryota; Viridiplantae; Streptophyta; Lycopodiopsida; Selaginellales; Selaginellaceae. The record is from RefSeq and is a predicted model, not a curated record. The transcript is spliced from 2 exons. Gene Ontology annotation, molecular function: oxygen carrier activity.
UUCAUGGAGAGAGCAGAGGCUGCGAGGAAACGGCGGCGCGUAGCCGGGUAUGAUACAGGGGAAUCCUGGCAGCAGAUCAAGGCGCUAAAUUGCAAGGAUCUGGUCAAGCCCAACCAGGUGACCAUUGUUCCUUACAUGGACGCUCGUAAUCGAGGCUCUUUUCUUUUCGUGGGGUCACCGGACAUGGAUGAAUUGCUGUGGCACUGCCUGUCUCUCGAACCCGGGCAAGAGCUUGUUGUUGUCGGUCCCAAGGGCACCGGCAAAAGCUGCCGGUUAAGGGCAAUGGCUGCCGCGCUCUAUGCGCGUGGCCCGGAGAAGAGUGUGAUCGUUUGCGUGUGGAACUUGGAGAGUGCCAGCUCGCCGGCUGUGUUGCUGCGACGGCUGCUUGAUGGGCUACGCUUUGCAUACUCGGGCGCGGACGAGCACAAGCCGGUUCUCGAGGCUCUCGAGGCUCUUUGGAGGAUGGGCGUGAGCGUAGCGAGGCUUCAAGAGUUUCUCAGGGAGAGGGCAGCCGCUGGUGACGAUUUUACAUUCGUUGCUGACGGUGCCGAGGCUCUGGAUACUCGCGAUUACAGUGGCACCAAAAAAGUGGGCUCUAAGGAGCUGAAAGAUACCUUGUUGACGCUCGAAGCCAUCGUUUCUCCCUACAAAAUCGUGUGGGGCGCGUCCCCGGAAGCGCGCCAGGCAGAGGCCGCCGACUCGGAGCGAGUAGCGAUCUAUUGUGUCGGAGGUUUUACCAAGGAACAAAGGGAAGUCUUUCUUCUUCACUCCGUGCUGGGAGCCGUCGUAGCUGGUGAUGUGCAGCGGACCAAGGACAUGGAUUUCUUCGCUGGUUUCCAUCCCCAGUUUCUGGAUGAGCUGGAUGGGGCUUGCAUGGAGAUAGCUCGGAUCAAGCAGGCAGGCGGACGCAAAUCAAGGCUUUUGUGGGGGGACACCGUGAGACUUGCUCCACCGGUUGAGCUGGAGCCACAUGAAGUCUCUUUACUUUUGAAAGACGAGGAAGAUUGGCAGAGGGUGCUCCUGGAGUUUAUCAACGGACGAACAAUGUCUUUCGUCCGCAGAUCAGUCCAGCAAGUCGUGCGAAUGUUGGACAAUGCAGAAGCUAUAUGCAACUUCCACGGGAAAGCGCAAACGAUCGAUAAGGAUCCAAGGUACUCUGUAUCAGAGCACGAGUUCUGCUCGUGUUUCGUGGAGCAGAUCUACAUGGAGGAGUUUCGAAAGGCCCAAAGCUGUCCUCAGCAGGAGCAUGCAGCAUGGUGGAAUAUAUUAAGAGGUAAUGACUGGCAAGCAAGACUAAAAGGCAAGAACUCCAGUGCAUGAUGGAGGAACGCAUUCGCUAGCAGAGCUUUUCAAGCUUGCUGCCAACUUUGGUAUUUUGGAAUAAAUAAAUCUUAAAUACUCAAUUAUGCUAUA